AUGGGUAAGGCCCGUGAUUAUAUUCAGCACCCGAGCGGUCCAUUCUUCCGUUUGACUAGACAAGAAUGGUCUACUGCUGUUAAAAAAUACCCCGAUUUACUAAAUGAUACAGACAUAAGCUCUGAAGAAUACUCAGCAACAGCAUCAAUCAAUGUCGGAGUUGAUGGUUGUUUCGACAAUCAAACAAUUUUGAACCAAUUUGAACGUCUAUUAUUAGAGUUCAAAAAGGAUUUUAAAAAUAAUUUAAUUCAAGUAGGAGUCGACAACGCUCGUACGCAUACGGUGAAAGAAUAUAACUUACAAGAUUUUGGAAUGCGUCCAGGUACACGUUGUCCAGUAAAAAUUAUCCAGUACAUUGACGAAAAGAAUAAAAAACAAAUUCUAAACUGUUAUUUUACAUCGGGACCAUUUAAAGGCCAGUCUAAAGGACUGUUACAAACUGCUCAGGAUUUAACCUUGACUGUUUCGGAAAAAAAAUAA
This is a messenger RNA of Didymodactylos carnosus, 480 nucleotides long. The record is from the annotation of a GenBank genome assembly. NCBI's taxonomy places the organism in Eukaryota, Metazoa, Rotifera, Eurotatoria, Philodinida, Philodinidae.